This is a messenger RNA of Lentinula edodes (shiitake mushroom), 867 nucleotides long. RefSeq names its product putative U1 snRNP protein. The record is from RefSeq and is a predicted model, not a curated record. Lineage: Eukaryota; Fungi; Basidiomycota; Agaricomycetes; Agaricales; Omphalotaceae. Gene Ontology annotation, molecular function: mRNA binding. The transcript has 7 exons. The coding region runs from base 1 to 867 and encodes 288 amino acids. Gene Ontology annotation, biological process: mRNA splice site recognition. Gene Ontology annotation, cellular component: U1 snRNP; U2-type prespliceosome.
AUGGGACGACUUGCUGAAAUGCAGCGCAAGCUGCUCGAACAAAUGAUGGGUCCAGAGGCGAUGGGUGUAGCAAAUGCAAACCUAGUUUGGUCAGAUGAGAAAGUUUGCAGAAACUUUCUUUGUGGAACUUGUCCUCAUGCUCUCUUCACCAAUACAAAAAUGGAUCUCGGAGCAUGUCCAAAGUCGCAUACAGAACGCCUAAAGCAAGAAUUUAUAGCAGAGAAGGAAAAGAAUCCAAAUGAUCCUAUAUUCAACCGUUUCCAGAUGGAGUAUGAAUCAAAUAUCUUUGCUUUCGUUGAUGAAUGCGAUAGACGGAUACGAGCCGCGCACCGACGACUGGAAAAAACGCCUGAGGAAAACGCCAAGACGACAAAUCUGAUGAGGGAAAUUGCUGAAAUUGAGCUGGCAAUUCAAGGGGGUACGGAAAAGAUUGAAACUCUUGGCGAGCAAGGGAAGGUCGACGAAUCAAUGAAAGAAAUGGCUGCAAUUGAAGCACUGAAAAGUGAAAAAUCGGACAAGGAGAGAGAACUGCAGCAGUUAACGGACACUUCUGGCGCUUCCGGGCACCAGAAGCUUCGCGUAUGUGACGUCUGCGGAGCGUACCUGUCUGUGUUGGAUUCAGACCGUCGACUCGCCGAUCACUUCGGUGGCAAAAUGCACUUAGGCUACCACGAACUCCGCAAUAUGCUAGCAAAGUUUAGAGAAGAACGGGACAAACGAAAGGCAGUACCCGCGUCUUCUACACCUACUUCCGGAGCCGCACCUGCAGCACCCUCCGGACGUCCUGCUGACCAUCGGUCUUCGCGAGAUGAAUAUCGCGAUCGUGAUCGUGACCGGUACGACCGACAUUCAACCCGAUAUGAGUAG